Messenger RNA from Cryptococcus wingfieldii CBS 7118, 1428 nucleotides. RefSeq lists its product as hypothetical. The record is from RefSeq and is a predicted model, not a curated record. Lineage: Eukaryota; Fungi; Basidiomycota; Tremellomycetes; Tremellales; Cryptococcaceae. The transcript is spliced from 3 exons. Bases 1 to 1428 code for a protein of 475 amino acids.
AUGGCCGAUCCAGGCCCCUCUACGAACACAGGGGAACCGACCCCUGCCCCGCAACCAGUGCAGCAAACUCCUGCCUCCAUCAAUGCGCUCUCAGAGAUUUUUGGCUUCAUCAAUCAUCCUGACGCCGCUGCUACAGCGGCGCGCGCCGGCUCUACACAACGCAAAGGCACAAAAGCUUCUGCACGACUCAAAGGCAAAGCUCCCGCAGUCCCUCCCCCCUCGAAAUCUUCUGUUCCCAAUGCGUACCCCGCUGGUCUCGGCCAUUCCGCGAAUCAGGGUCUCGGAGGUCCUCUGGCGUUGGUCCCGUUCGACCUUACGAUCCACCACCGAUAUCCCAACGGUCUCACGAUCAAGCCAUACAAGGAUGUGGACCAAGAUUGGAUGGGUUCAGUCUGGACCAGUUGCUAUCACAAAAUUCCAGGCGAACCUGGAUUUCAAGCCGACCACGUUGUCUUGUAUCUCCGUGAAUUCUGCUUUCCUCCCAAGACUGUAUACAAAACUAGCUGGAGGACGGACGUGGACUUCUCCCAGGAUUCUUUCUAUCUGGAAAAGGAGUACACGGAUUUGGAGAUUGUGCAAUCCGUCAGGGAUCAUGACACCGAAGUGAAAGGUUCGAAGCUUUCAUCCCUGGGUACAUCCAAAGCUGCAUCUGUGCUGUCGAUGAAGCUUGGCGCCACAAAGCCAGACGUCUGUCUAACAGGGUAUCACAAUGGCAAUCUCGCGGAAGAGACGUGUCGAAAAGAGCCCGCGGGCGGCGGAAAUCUGGAAGAUACCGAUCGCCCCCUCGAAGCCCUCUACGCUAUCAUCGAGCUCAAGUGGGUCCCUUGGCCAGGAGAAAGUAGGCUCAAUCUACGGAACCUCGAUCUACACCUCAACGACCUCGACUACGCAAACAUGGAGGCUAUCACUCAGACAAUCUUCUACAGCCUACUUGGUUAUGACGUUUCAAAGUGUCGUUCGGCUAUGGCAUUGGUCAACGGGGAUUACACUCGUAUCAUGAACCUGUCUGAUCUGGUGCCAGAAGGAGAAGAGGCAGUCUUGGGGGGCAUGACUCUAGGAGGAGGCGGUGGUCGGAGAAUCUUGGUCGAAGCCGAUCCAGAUGUUGUCAACAAGUUGAGGUACCACAAAGUUCCUUGCCUGUCCCCAGAGCAAUUCGGCGAACUCGCGGCAGGAGUUUCUUCUCUCGGUAUCCAGUGGAAAGCACCAAAUUCCCUCAUCGCAAAUUACGAGAACUGGGCUUUGGAUGUAGAGGCUAAGGAGCGCCUCGAUGCCACUGUAUAUCUGAACCUCGCCCUCGCUACUCACCAUCCGGAGGCCGUCCAAGACUCCCGCAUCAGCAAUCAUCCCCUUACGAACGUCAUCGGCGCGAACACCUCCAAGAAAGAGGCAUAUCAGUGGCUCGAUGUGGGGGUGAAGAGAGUUACAUAG